Molecule: messenger RNA, 2301 nt
Organism: Trichoderma asperellum CBS 433.97
Lineage: Eukaryota; Fungi; Ascomycota; Sordariomycetes; Hypocreales; Hypocreaceae
Source: RefSeq, a predicted model, not a curated record
AUGUUGUAUCAACAACCACCUCACCAAGCUGGACCAUUUCUUCAACUACAACUGACUUCCUUUAUGGGCGGAAACAACAUGCUUGAAGCGGCUCCAAACGACGCUUCUUUUGGGUGUUUUGCGGCCGAGCUUGAUGACGCUAUCGGGACACCGACACAAUCAAACCGCAGGAGCUCGCCCCAAAUUAUGCAUUCUGGCUUCUGUGCUACGUUUCAAGAUUCCCUUAUGAUCAACAAUGAACAGAGUUCUCAGCCCUCGCCAGAACCCUCGUUUACUCCCGGCCUUGGCCGAAGUGAUUCUUCUUCUGAUUGGCCUCAGCAGCAGGCCAGUGCGGCCAAUAAUGACAGCCUGAUUUUCAGCUCCCCCAUUCAAAGAUACAACCCUGGCCAGGACCGCCGCCCGCACUCUACCGUGCAAACACAGAUGACGGUAUACGAUGCACCUCAGUUGUCAUACGAACACGGAGAUGACAAGCGUCAGCAUGGCUUCCAGUACUCAGAUAGGAGACAUGAUCGUUUAUACGCUGAGGAUCCAUUGCCGGCGCAGCUAUUUAUAAAUGGCUUCCCAAACAUCCCAGCUACUCUACCCUACAAUCCUUUAAGCCAACUACAGACUUCUAGCCUCGGCCAAUCUGGCUCAGAAGCCUGUUCUGGACCCUCCUCGAAUGGUAGCACUCCCACACUCACUUGCUCUGGCGUCAAGGAGGUGGUCCCUGGUAUAUUGAACAGUCCCAACGAUGCUCACAACGUUCUGUUUAGCGUUGGAAGCUCUGGAUUCUAUCUCCCCAGUGACAUACAACAGUCUUCAAGUUUCGAGGCAAGUAGUGGCUAUCACUCGCCAGAAACAGACUCUAGCAGCUUCACACGCUCCUCCUUCGAACCAACAGACAAUCGUCAUCGGCUUCCGAACAAAAGCGCUUCUCGCAACCGCCGCCUUGCAACCCCUCAUCACGGCGCCUUCGAAAAUACCAUACUACAACGGCCAUCCGAUAGACGCUCGUCCAUUGGGAAACCCCCUUUACAGCCAAAACUUCAGAAAAAUGCCGCUGAAGGAUCACAAAGGAAUAAUUUUACCGGACACGAAGUGAAGAUGCCGAGAAAAAGUCGCGGGAGGCGUACAAAACCUCUAGAAGACGGAAAGCGGAAGGCUGCGACGAAAAGAAGAAAUGAGCGUACCGUGUGCAUUGGCUGCAAAAUGGCUAAAGUCAUUUGUGAGGGCCGAGAACAGGGAGGAGACUGUGACCGUUGCACCAAUAGCCAUAACAACGCCCCGAAGCCAUUCGUAUGUGUUCCUGCGAGCUUUAUCGAACUCAUUCAGCAAGGUAGCACUAUGUUGCUAGCCCUUCAUACCGUUUAUUCCAGUCCAUCAGACGGCUUUCGCCAAGCAAUUAGCUUACCUUCUAACAUUGAUGUAAGGCAGCUCCUUAGAUCCAUCAACGCCUUGCAACAAUCCUAUGGCGUCAUUCGAGCAUACGAGGGGCACGAUGUGCUUUUCGAGCUCGACCUUCAGGCUUGCUGGACUUUCGUCAACGCCAACUACUCUCCUAUAUCUCAUCCUUUCCGCCAAUUCAUCGAUGGCCUUAAGACCCAGCGGCAAGGUAACUGGAAGUCAUGCUUUAGAAACGGCACCGACCCGCUAGCAAACCUGUGUAAAACGCUUUUUACGUGGGACGAUGCAGCCCCCUACGUCACGUACGCUAUGGUAUACAAGAUUGAUCCUGAUGUCGAAGAUCGUCUCAACCCAAACAACGAACAGCAUGAGAAAUUCAUCAUUGUCGCGGCUCAGCUAUAUCGAAUUAUCGGACGCCAAUUAGAGCUCCAGUUUUAUGACUAUCUAAAAAAAGCUCUUGGUAGUCCUAGUAUUUGCCGCGAGGUUGUUCUUGAAGUCGGCCACGCUAUCAUCUCUCUUCGCCGCCGCUUAGCCUCAUGGACUCGUCACUGGGACAAGACUCAACACUGGGACAAGACUCAACACUGGGACAAUACGUCGUGUGCCCUGAUGCCCGAGAUUGAUUCAUACAGCGAUAGAAAUAACGCCAAUAAUUAUAGCUUUUGGGAUGGCUCUAUCGUUGCCGAGCGUGUCAAAAACCUCUGUUUGAUUCUCUACGUUUAUUUUUGCUAUAUGAGACGGCGGCUUCCCGCAGAGGAACAAAUAGGUCUGCAUAUAAUGAAAAUGUGGGAUCCAGACAAUCAACAAAUGGUGGAAGAACAUCUUCCACAGUACGAGAGUAAAACGGGAUUUGAGGACUGGCUGGAGUUUAAUAGCGAUCAGCCGAUAUUGGAAUUCGGCAGAAAGAUUUAA